This is a messenger RNA of Paramisgurnus dabryanus, 2184 nucleotides long. RefSeq names its product myeloperoxidase-like. NCBI's taxonomy places the organism in Eukaryota, Metazoa, Chordata, Actinopteri, Cypriniformes, Cobitidae. Gene Ontology annotation, molecular function: peroxidase activity; heme binding. The record is from RefSeq and is a predicted model, not a curated record. Gene Ontology annotation, biological process: response to oxidative stress.
AUGGGACGGACUCAAAUAGGUUUUCUAGUGGACGCAAAUGAAGAAAGUGCUGGAAGACGAUUCAUUCUGGAAUCAUUUGAGGAAGCAAAAAAAAUUGUAGAUUCUGCUUACAAAUUUUCUCGGGAUGAGAGUUUAGCAAGGGUGCGCAAAGAUGUGAUCAAACCUUCGGACAAACUUCGUCUGCUGAAACAGCCGGCUCGAAAAACACGUGAAGCUGUGAGAGCCGCAGACUACAUGGCACAAACGCUGAGACUGAUCGCUGAGAAAACUCAUCAUGCACACAAGAGAUCCAUUAAUGCUACAAACUUGCUUACUCCUGAAGAGCUUAACACCAUCAUGCGUCUGACCGGUUGUUCUGCUCAAACUCGGCCCCCGUCUUGUAGGACCACACCCCUCAUAAACAAGUAUCGGACUGCCACCAGUGUAUGCAACAAUCGGAAGAACCCAUUGCUUGGUGCAUCUAACACCCCUUUCGCCCGUUGGCUGCCUGCUCAAUAUGAGGAUAAUGUCUCACAGCCCAAGGGGUGGAACCCAAACAAAUUGUACAAUGGUGCAGCAUUGCCCCUGGUCAGACUGGUUUCCAAUCGUAUUCUGAGCACUGCAGAUGCUGAUGUAAAGAGUGAUCGUGAGUUCACCUUUAUGCUCACCAUCUUCGGGCAGUGGGUCGACCAUGAUUUGACUUUUACGCCCUUUUCACCGAGCAUUAAAUCCUUCAGCAAUGGCCUUAACUGUGAUGAGAGCUGUGAGCGUUCUGAACCCUGUUUCCCAAUCCAGGUCCCAAAAACAGACUCCCGUCUGAGUCCAAGCUCCUGCAUCCCAGUUUUCCGAUCAUCACCUGCCUGUGGUUCUGGGAACACUGCCUAUAUGUUCGGAGGUUCAGCCAAUGUUCGGGAACAGAUCAACUCUUUGACAGCUUUUCUAGAUGCCGGACAGGUUUACGGGGCCGAGGACGGACUGGCGAAGGACCUGCGUGACCUGACCAAUGAUUACGGUCUGCUACGUGUCAACAAUCAGUACCAUGAUAAUGGACGAGAGCACCUACCCUUUACCAGCGUAAAGAGCAACAUGUGUGCCACACGUGGGAAAACACUCAAUGAUAUGAGCCUGACAGAGGUGCCUUGCUUUAUUGCAGGUGAUGUUCGUGUUGACGAGAACAUUGCUCUUACCUCAUUACAUGCAUUAUUCAUGAGAGAGCACAACCGAUUGGCUCGUGCCCUCCGCGUACUUAACCCAAGUUGGAGUAGUGAAACCCUCUAUCAGGAGGCGCGGAAAAUUGUGGGUGCCUACCAACAGGUGAUGGUAGUUCGAGAUUACCUGCCCCACAUUGUGGGGCCUGACGCCUUUAAAAGACACUUUGAUGUAUAUCCAGGUUACAAUGAGAAAGUGGACCCCAGCAUUGCUAACGUCUUUGCCACUGCAGCAUUCCGUUUUGCCCACCUGACCAUCCAACCCACCAUAUUCCGUCUUAAUGAAAACUACCAGAACCAUCUUCAGUUUCCAAACGUGCCCCUUUUUGAGGCCUUCUUUUCACCCUGGAGGGUGAUAUUUGAGGGGGGUAUAGAUCCUCUGCUCCGUGGAUUGAUUGGCCGGCCGGCAAAAUUAAACACACAGGAUCACAUGAUGGUGAAUGCUCUUAGAGAGAGACUGUUUGCCUUUACAAGCCACAUAGCUUUGGAUCUUGCCUCCCUUAACAUGCAAAGAAGCCGUGAUCACGGUAUACCAGGCUAUAAUGCAUGGCGUCAAUUCUGUGGACUCUCCACUCCUAAAAAUGAGAGGGAAUUGGCUGUAGUGAUGAACAACGCUCAACUGGCACGCCAGCUUGUAAAGCUUUACGGCACCCCUGCAAACAUUGAUGUCUGGCUGGGAGGCGUCUCUGAGCCUUUUGUACCCGGUGGACGUGUCGGCCCUCUUUUUGCCUGCCUUAUCUCUAUGCAGUUCCAGCGCAUCCGUGAGGGUGACAGGUUAUGGUGGGAGAACCCUGGAGUGUUUACCAAAAAACAAAGAACCUCACUUGCCUCUGCGUCAUUGGCACGCAUCAUUUGCGACAACACGGGAAUCAGGAAAGUUCCCAAAGAUCCCUUCCGCUUCAGCUUUCCUUACAGUUAUGUUAACUGUAAAAAUAUCCCAGCCUUUGAUCUCAACCCUUGGAUUGAGACCGGUGUCUAUGGCAGUGGCGAACCGUGA